Nezara viridula (southern green stink bug) is the source of this 261-nucleotide messenger RNA. The record is from the annotation of a GenBank genome assembly. Lineage: Eukaryota; Metazoa; Arthropoda; Insecta; Hemiptera; Pentatomidae.
UCAAUUUGUGUAAUUCAAGGAAGUUAGACAAGAAAAAAAUGUUUAAUGAAUGCAAAUGAAAAUUUGAUGAAUCCAAAACCAAAUAGACUAUUAGAAGAAUUCUUUAUCGCAUGGAGAAGAAUAUACAAGGAAACAGAUCACGUAUCCUAGGAGCUCGAUAUUCAAAAAUCCCAAAACGCUAAUUCACAGUCAAUUUGUGUAAUUCAAGGAAGCUAGACAAGAAAAAAAUGUUUAAUGAAUGCAAAUGAAAAUUUGAUGAAU